Hypoxylon trugodes is the source of this 4464-nucleotide messenger RNA. Its product is annotated as ABC-2 type transporter-domain-containing protein. Bases 1 to 4464 code for a protein of 1487 amino acids. Gene Ontology annotation, molecular function: ABC-type transporter activity; ATP hydrolysis activity; ATP binding. The transcript is spliced from 11 exons. The record is from RefSeq and is a predicted model, not a curated record. Lineage: Eukaryota; Fungi; Ascomycota; Sordariomycetes; Xylariales; Hypoxylaceae. Gene Ontology annotation, cellular component: membrane. Gene Ontology annotation, biological process: transmembrane transport.
AUGCUCGACUCAGGUGAAGCUAGUCUCAGCGAAGAAGCCAAAACGGCCCAGCACUUACAAGACCUACAGCCAAUAAUGGCCGAAAAGGGAGCCGGCCAAUCUUCCCUCUCUUCUGAGAUUUCAUCACUUCAAGAUGAUAACGCACGUGUAACUACACUGGCGAGAACCUUCACUCGGGAGAGCUCCUAUCCUCAAGAUGUGAAUCCUUUCUUAUCCCCAACGCCUACGCUCGAUCCGAACUCCUCCCAGUUUGACGCAAGAAAGUGGGCCAAGACCCUUUUACACGCCUUCGCUCAGGAUCCUGAAAAAUACCCACGACCACCCGUUGGGGUCUCAUGGCGCAACCUCGGAGUACACGGUUUUGGCAAGGAUACGGACUAUCAGAAGGACAUCCUCAAUCUUCUCUGGCGCGCACCACUCAUUGCCAGAGAAUGGAUAUCACAGAGGCGACGCAAGAUCCAGAUCCUGGAUAACUUCGAUGGCUUGGUUAAGAGUGGUGAAAUGCUCUUGGUAUUGGGUCGUCCUGGCAGUGGCGUCUCGACCUUGCUGAAGACUAUCGCCGGACAUGUUCAUGGUCUUUACCUUGAUCAGGAAUCACAUAUUAACUACCAAGGUAUUCCUUGGGAUACCAUGCAUAGUCGUUUUAGGGGGGAAGUAAUCUACCAAGCCGAGACCGAUAUCCAUUUUCCUCAACUUACCGUGGGGGAAACGCUACAGUUCGCCGCACUGGCCCGCACGCCUAAGAACCGCCUUCCAGGGGUUAGCCGAGAAACGUACGCGACGCAUUUGAGGGAUGUGGUUAUGGCAAUCUUCGGUAUAUCGCAUACCGUCAACACAAGGAUUGGUAACGACUUUAUUCGAGGGGUAAGCGGCGGAGAGCGGAAACGAGUCAGUAUUGCCGAAGUUACUUUGAACCAAAGCGCAAUUCAAUGUUGGGAUAAUAGUACUCGAGGAUUAGAUUCCGCGACUGCACUUGAGUUCGCUAAGACCCUCAAGUUGUCCACCGAGCUAGGGGAGACCGCGGCAAUUGUCGCUAUGUAUCAAGCCUCCCAACCCGCUUACGAUGUCUUCGAUAAAGUAGCAGUUCUCUAUGAGGGAAGGCAGAUUUACUUCGGUCCGAAGGAUGCAGCCAGGCAGUACUUCAUUGAGUUGGGAUAUCACUGCCCCGCCCGCCAAACCACCGCCGAUUUUCUCACUUCUCUCACAAAUCCAUCUGAGCGGGUCGUCCAGCCAGGCUUUGAGGAUAGAGUACCGCGUACCCCUGACGAAUUCGCACUGGUAUGGAAGAAUAGCCAAUCUAGGGCAGAACUCUUAAGGGAUAUUGAGAUUUUCGAGCAAGAGUUUCCCAUAAAUGGCCAACAUUUUCAAAUGCUUAAAGAAUCUCGAAAGACUCAACAGGCUUCAUUCACGAGAAGCAAAAGUCCAUACACCAUUUCCAUUCCAAUGCAGAUUCGCCUUUGUAUGACCCGAGGUUUCCAGCGCAUCAUGGGAGAUAAAGCAUUCGUCGUUGUUACCAUCUUGGCCAAUCUCGUUAUUUCUCUGGUUCUUGGGAGCAUUUACUAUAAGCUUCCACCAGUUGCUGAGAGCAUGAAUAGCAGAUGCGUCCUUCUCUACUUCGCCAUCGUGUUCAAUGGACUAAGCAGCGCUCUAGAGAUAUUCUCCCUCUAUGCUCAGCGGCCUAUAGUGGAAAAGCAAUCCCGCUAUGCAUCCUAUCACCCCUUUGCAGAAGCGGUUGCCUCCAUUAUCUGUGACCUUCCGACAAAGAUUCUUUCGACUAUCUGUUUCAAUAUCCCCUUGUAUUUUAUGGCCCAAUUGAGACAAGAAGCAGGUUCCUUCUUCAUAUUCCUGCUCUUUGGAUUCACCUGCACGUUUACCAUGUCUAUGAUUCUUCGUACCAUUGCGCAAGUGUCCCGGACGGUACAGCAAGCGCUAACCCCCGCGGCCAUCUUUAUAUUGGGGCUUGUCAUUUACACUGGAUUUAUUCUCCCUACGCGAAACAUGCAGGGCUGGCUAAGGUGGAUCAACUAUAUCGACCCGAUUUCAUAUGCCUAUGAGAGUCUCGCCGCGAAUGAGUUUACUAAUCGGCAAUUCCCGUGCACUCAAUUCAUUCCGAUGGGACCUCCCUAUGCGAAUGCGACUCCACUGGAAAGGACGUGUUCUGUUGCAGGCGCUCUACCUGGUCAAGAUUUUGUUAGUGGAGACACAUUCAUCAAUGCGAACUAUGGCUUCUAUUUCUCCCAUGUUUGGAGAAACUUCGGAAUUCUUAUCGGGUAUAUCGUAUUCUUCUCGAUGACAUAUAUCCUUGCAGCAGAAUACUUGUCACUGGAACCUUCUAAGGGUGAAGUCUUAGUUUUCCGACGAAAUCAUAUUUCCUUGGGUUCUAAGAAGCGACACCAAGACGAAGAGUCCGGGGCAACAGAUACUGCACCCUCUGAGCCACGAGAGAAAAGUGAAUCGCCCGAUUCUUCUGUCGGACGGACCACUGAGAUACAGAGCCGGAAUGUCUUCCAUUGGAGCGAUGUAUGUUACGAUAUUACCAUAAAGGGCCAACCUAGGCGAAUCCUGGACCAUGUUGAUGGAUGGAUUAAACCCGGAACUUUGACGGCGCUAAUGGGCGCGACUGGAGCGGGAAAGACGACACUCCUCGAUGUGUUGGCCGACCGUGUAACCAUGGGUGUUGUCAAUGGCGAUAUCCUAGUCAAUGGAAUCCCUCGCGGAAACGCAUUUCAGAGACAAACCGGAUAUGUUCAGCAACAGGACAUUCACCUCGAAACAGCGACUAUUAGAGAAGCCCUGCGAUUUAGUGCAUCGCUUCGGCAACCAUAUUCCAUCCCAAAAGCAGAAAAGGAUUCGUAUGUUGAGGAAGUUAUCAAACUGUUAGACAUGGAAGCAUAUGCCGAUGCGAUAAUUGGUGUUCCUGGCGAAGGAUUGAACGUCGAGCAACGUAAGCGCCUUACUAUAGGGGUUGAGCUUGCGGCUAAACCGGAUCUCCUCCUUUUCCUUGACGAGCCUACUUCGGGAUUAGACAGUCAGACAGCGUGGUCAAUUGCAAGUCUACUUAGAAAGCUAUCUGACAAUGGUCAAGCAAUCUUGUGCACCAUACACCAACCUUCGGCCAUGUUAUUCCAACAAUUUGAUCGACUAUUAUUGCUCAGUUUCGGAGGUAAGACGGUGUAUUUCGGGGAUAUCGGAAAAGACGCCGAAACUCUUACUACCUAUUUUGAACGAAAAGGUGCUAGUCCUUGCGGUGAUGAAAACCCUGCUGAAUGGAUGUUACGAGUCAUCGGAGCUGCUCCGGGAGCGCGCGCUGAUCAGAACUGGGCCGAAGUUUGGCGAAACAGCGAAGAAUAUCAGUCGGUGCAAAAAGAACUCAGAGCCUUGGAACUGGGUCCUCCAUGCAGUGAAAGCGGUCAUCAAGAUGAUAUUACAUCGACAGCGUAUUACGCGACUCCUUUUUACUAUCAACUUCUCAUGUGUACCAAAAGGGUAUUCGAACAAUAUUGGCGCAGUCCUUCGUAUAUUUACGCUAAAUUGAUCCUCUGCGGGGGUACUUCACUAUUCAUCGGCGUAUCCUUCUAUAAAUCCGAACUUACACUCGCUGGCCUUCAGAACCAAAUGUUUGCGAUAUUCAUGCUACUCGUCAUUUUCGCAUUCCUUGUAUAUCAAACUAUGCCUCAAUUUAUUCUUCAGCGACAGCAAUAUGAAGGGCGAGAACGAUCCUCAAGGGCUUAUUCAUGGUAUACUUUCCUUCUCUCUAAUAUGAUUGUGGAAUUACCUUGGAGUACAUUCGCAUCUCUCUUGGUUUUCUUCCCCUUCUAUUAUCUAGUUGGAAUGAAUAAGAAUGCUAUACCGACGCAUAGCGUGACCGAGCGAGGCGGGCUAAUGUUCCUACUAACUUGGUCAUUCUUGAUCUUCGAGUCCACGUUCGCGGAUAUGGUCAUUGCUGGUGUUGAGACUGCCGAGGUUGGUGCUGUUAUUGGAUUGCUGUUGUUCGCGAUGAGUUUGAUAUUCUCUGGGGUCAUGGUUCCAAAGAACUCUCUUCCUGGGUUCUGGAUUUUCAUGUAUCGCGUCUCCCCUUUAACAUAUAUCAUUAGCGCCAUGCUCUCCACCGGUCUCGCGAACCACGAAGUCCAAUGCGAUACCAUAGAACUUCUACAUUUCCAGCCUCCCCCGGGACAGACCUGCGGCGAUUACAUGGCCCCUUUCAACCAAGUCGCAUUCGGAGCCGUGUACAAUCCGGAAGCUACCUCAGCCUGCGAGUUCUGCUCUCUGUCUAAUACCAACACAUUCCUUGCUACCGUCGACACCUUUUACAGUGACCGGUGGCGCAACUUUGGCUUGAUCUGGGUCUACAUCGCUUUCAACACUGGCGCUACAUUACUCUUGUAUUGGCUUGCACGAGUCCCGAAGAAGUUCAGCUGGAAGGCUUUACUUAAAUCUGGCCUUCGAUUUAGACGGGGUUGA